Sesamum indicum (sesame) is the source of this 1690-nucleotide messenger RNA. RefSeq names its product actin-4. The record is from RefSeq and is a predicted model, not a curated record. Lineage: Eukaryota; Viridiplantae; Streptophyta; Magnoliopsida; Lamiales; Pedaliaceae.
CUUCACAUUUGCAUUUCAUUUGCGCUCGCUCGCUUUCUCCAUUUUCUGAAAGCUCAGGCGCUUAAUUGCGGGAACAAGAGAAUCACUCUCUGUUUCUCCAUCCACCUCAACUCCUUCAUUCCAUUACUCAUCCAUUUCUAGGGUUCUGAAAUACGAAACUAAGAAUUCGAAUUAGAGCUGUAAAGGGGUUCCACCUUCAUGGUGGAGCUUUGGGGAGCUGCAGCUUAUUGAUAGAAUGAUUUGGCACUGUGGACCAGAUAUUUAGACGGAGAUCUAUAAAUUAGAGAUUACAAUUCUUUUGCAGGUAAACCAAUAAAUGGCUGACGGUGAGGACAUUCAACCUCUUGUUUGUGACAAUGGAACCGGCAUGGUCAAGGCUGGAUUUGCGGGAGAUGACGCUCCAAGGGCUGUGUUCCCCAGCAUUAUUGGUCGUCCACGCCACACGGGUGUGAUGGUUGGCAUGGGUCAGAAAGAUGCCUAUGUUGGAGAUGAGGCCCAGUCCAAGCGUGGUAUUCUAUCUCUCAAGUAUCCUAUUGAGCAUGGUAUUGUCAAUAAUUGGGAUGACAUGGAGAAGAUCUGGCACCAUACUUUCUACAAUGAACUUCGGGUCGCUCCUGAGGAGCAUCCAAUUCUUCUCACAGAAGCACCCCUCAACCCAAAGGCUAACCGAGAAAAAAUGACUCAGAUUAUGUUUGAAACCUUCAAUUCACCUGCCAUGUAUGUUGCUAUCCAGGCUGUUUUAUCCUUGUACGCCAGUGGUCGUACAACUGGUAUUGUUAUGGACUCGGGGGAUGGUGUCAGCCAUACAGUCCCCAUUUAUGAAGGCUAUUCUCUUCCCCAUGCUAUUCUUCGCCUUGACCUUGCUGGUCGUGACCUCACAGAACAGUUGGCAAAAAUCCUCACUGAGCGAGGUUACUCAUUCGUUACCUCUGCUGAGAAGGAAAUUGUUAGGGACAUGAAAGAGAAGCUGUCAUAUAUUGCUCUUGAUUUUGAGCAGGAAAUGGAGGUUGCCAAGACCAGCUCUAGUGUUGAGAAGAACUAUGAAUUACCUGAUGGUCAAGUGAUAACUAUAGGAAACGAGCGUUUCCGAUGCCCUGAGGUCCUUUUCCAGCCAGCAAUGAUUGGAAUGGAAGCUGCUGGCAUCCAUGAAACGACAUACAAUUCUAUAAUGAAAUGUGAUGUUGAUAUAAGGAAGGAUUUAUAUGGGAAUGUCGUACUCAGUGGUGGGUCCACCAUGUUUUCCGGGAUUGGUGAUAGAAUGAGCAAGGAGAUCACUGCAUUGGCUCCUAGUAGCAUGAAGAUUAAGGUGGUCGCUCCUCCUGAAAGGAAGUACAGCGUUUGGAUUGGGGGAUCCAUCUUAGCAUCCCUCAGUACCUUCCAGCAGAUGUGGAUAGCAAAGGCAGAGUAUGAUGAAUCUGGUCCGUCAAUCGUGCAUAGGAAAUGUUUCUAGCUAGAGGCAUUUAUCAUUGUCUUGAAGUUCGCACUAUGAAGGAAAAAAUGCUGCUUGCAUUCUCGUUCUUGAUUUCUGUCUCUAAUUUUCUGUUCAUGCCAUCAGCUUAAUUUCCAGUUAAUAACAUCAGUCCAUGGUCUUGUUAUUGUAGAAUCUUUGUGAUUUUUCCCCGAUUAUUUGUAGUUUUGCCCUAUUGUUUGUAGUUUUUUAACUAAUAAGUAGUUUAGUUAUUUGUUCUUG